ACUAAUGAUAAUGGCGAAUAAAUAAAAACAAAGCUACCAAGAAAUAAAAAGAGAAAGAAAUCAAAUGAAAUAACAAGACGAUGAUAUUCACCCUGUUCUAUAUGUACGCAACCGCGCUGCAAUGGUGGAAGUUGGGGGUUUUGAAAAACAAACUAAGUGGUACCCUUAAUAGUCACAACGCACUGCUGGUUUGUAAUAAUUCGAAUUUUUUGGACAGAAAGAGGAGAAGGUGUCUUGAGAAUCUUUUGGUUCAAAAAGGCGACAGGUUAGCCUGUACCAUCGUACCAAAGCAAGUCUUAGACCUAGCCCAAUGGGCAGCUAUUCCAAAAGAUAACAAAUAUUUCCCGAUCUUUAUGAAAAUCAAUAAGUUUUUCUCGAAAUCUCCCAAAAUGUACGUGUUGGUUCAAACGAACUUGGACAGUUACACUCCACAUCAAAGCGCAACUGUAGAGGUGAGAUAUGAGGGUAGUAUUCAAUAGUUUCACCGUAAUGACAUUUUUCUCUUAUUUACCCGUAAUAAAGCACCUUAUGUAUACAUAGAGGGUGUAAAAGAGAUAAGUGUUGAGCUAUGAAGGGAGUUCAGCAAAAAAUUUUUUAAGAAAAUCACAUUAAUUUACAAUUCGAAGCCGGUCCUGUGCGUG
Messenger RNA from Agrilus planipennis (emerald ash borer), 641 nucleotides. RefSeq lists its product as uncharacterized. The record is from RefSeq and is a predicted model, not a curated record. Lineage: Eukaryota; Metazoa; Arthropoda; Insecta; Coleoptera; Buprestidae. Bases 81 to 479 code for a protein of 132 amino acids. The transcript is spliced from 2 exons.